AUGGCGAAAAAAGGAAAGGCUAAGGCCAACGCGGGGAUUGAUCUGUCCAACCCGCUUCCCUCUGCUGCGCCCAAGGAGCAAGGCAAGGGUAAGAAAGGACAGAAGGCGGGUACUUCAACCCCCGAAGCUCCAUCAACGGGUCCUCCCAAACCAACAGUGAAGCAACUCAUCGGUGGCUCUUCAUGGACUGGAAAACUGCCCGUCAACUUGCUGAGCGAAUACUGCCAAAAGCAGCGAUGGGAGCGGCCGGAAUAUGACACCAGAAAGACACCAGACGGUUUCUCCGUCUGGGUCACCUUGAGCGCAAAGGACACCAAGACGCAGCAGAUGGUUAAGCUUGAGCCUUUCAAGAUUCCCGCAACUCAUAAGCACCUGAUUAUGCGGUCGACAGCUAUCGAGGCAAAGCAUGCAGCGGCUACAUAUGCUCUCUUUAGAGUGUGCAGCAUGCAGAACAAGCAUACGGUGCUUCCGCCGGAUCACAAGUCGCUCUGGAAGGACUUCCAGGCUCUCAAAACCGCGGACGUGAAAGAGGGCAAGGCUUGGAUGUACGAGGCGGAUCCUUUCAAGACACUUCAAGAACGACAGGAGGCCAAGGCUGCGGCGGAAAAGAAGAGGAAGGAGAUCGAAGCAGCCAAGGCCAAGGCGGCGGCCAUGCCUGGAGCGGCUGGACUGGUCCUCAUGAGCAACGCCGGGAAUGGUUCUGGACGAUCGUCAAAUGUCAUGAAAGGAUGGACUACUGCGCCCAAGGUCGAAAUGGGCAAGAAAACGAGAGCACAGCUGGAGACUCUUCUACGAACUGGAGUCAAGUGGAAUCCCAACGACGUCCACAUGCCGAAGAGCCAGAAGGACUCCAUUGUCGCGGAACUGACUAAGCUUGGAUUUCGACGAAGCCAUGUUGAGGAAGCAGUCGAGUAUUGCAAAGACCGAGAAGAGACGCUUGAGUGGCUACUCAUCCACGUUCCCGAAGAUGACCUCCCUAGAUGGGCGUUGCCGGAAAGCUACUCUGCUGGUGUGUCUGUCGGUACAACCAACUUGAGGAGAGAGGGAAUCAUCAAGCGUCUUGCUCAGUCUGGGUACUCUCUUGAGCUGGCUACGAGAGUACUUGACGAGCAAGGUGGUGAUGAGGGUAAAGCUGCCGAGACGUUGCAAAAUCUGCUUUUCUCCAGCGACUCCCAGGAUAAUGACGAUGCCGACUUCUUGGAUCUGGGUUCUCCUGAAGAGCAGUGGGAAGAAGAGGUUGGAAGUCUCGAGGCCAUGUAUGGCGAUGGUUUUGAGCGAGACGGCGACAACGUCAUCCGAAUCAAGCUGGAUUCAGUCAAGAAUGGACAGCAAACCGUGGAGGCAUAUCUACAAGUUCGACGGCCAGCCACAUAUCCUGCGAACUUGAUCCUGUCCAUCGUUGCCAACCUGCCUUCUUACAUCAAGCUCAGCAUCAUCCGCAAAGCCCUCGAGCAUAUUGAAGAGUCGUUGCGCGAUGAGCCAAUGAAGAUCUAUCUGGCUAUGGACUGGGUUCAGCAGAACAUCAACGGCAUCAUUGAGAACCCUGGCAAGAUUGUGGACAUUUCUGCAGUCUCUUCGGCUGCGGCCGAGUUCAAGCCCGUUGCAGCUAUUUCCCAGAAGAAGCGACCUUCUCGUGCACCUAGGGUGAUCAAGUGGGUAAAGGAUGAGCGGAACAGGGAGCAAUGGCUGCGACGACAAGAGUCAUCUUCGUGGAAGGACAUGCUAUCGAAGCGUCAAAGACUGCCAGCAUGGAAGAUGCGGGAAGCCAUCAUUGGCACCGUGAAGAGCAACCAUGUCACCAUCAUCAGCGGAGAAACGGGUUCGGGUAAAUCUACGCAGUCUAUGCAGUUCGUCUUGGACGAUUUGUAUGCCAAUGGACUGGGUGGUUGUGCCAACAUGAUUGUCACACAGCCUCGACGAAUCUCGGCCCUUGGACUUGCGGAUCGAGUUGCGGAAGAGCGAUGCUCGCGCGUUGGAGAUGAGAUUGGUUAUGCAAUUCGUGGCGAGUCACGGAGGUCCAAGGACACUCGAAUCACUUUUGUUACCACUGGUGUCCUGCUUCGACGACUCCAGACUUCAGGAGGUCGAGUUGAGGAUGUGGCAGCGUCUCUAGCAGAUGUCAGUCAUGUCGUGAUCGACGAGGUGCACGAGCGAAGUCUUGAUACUGACUUUUUGCUAAACCUCAUCCGCGACGUCAUGAAGGCCAAGAAGGAUAUGCUGAAGCUCAUUCUCAUGUCCGCUACGCUGGACGCAGCCACGUUUAAGAACUACUUUGCGUCGGAAGGACUCAACGUGGGCAUGGUCGAGAUUGAAGGCCGAACAUUCCCUGUGGACGAGUUCUAUCUUGACGAUGUGAUUCGGAUGACUGGAUAUGGAACCGACAAGUCUGAUGAUCCAUUCAUCGGCGAUGAGGCCAUGGGCAAGGUCAUUCAGAAGCUGGGAUCUCGUAUCAACUACGGCCUUCUUGUGGAUGCUGUCAAGGCCAUCGACUAUGAACUGUCGUAUGAGAAGAAGACGGGUGGUAUUCUGAUCUUCCUCCCUGGAGUUGGUGAGAUCAACCAGUCUUGUCGCGCUCUGAAGGCCAUCAGCUCCCUCCAUGUUCUUCCUCUGCAUGCCUCGCUCGAGACCCGCGAGCAAAAGCGAGUGUUUACCAACGCCCCACAUGGGAAGCGCAAGGUUGUGGUUGCCACCAAUGUGGCAGAGACAUCCAUCACCAUUGACGACAUUGUGGUGGUGAUUGAUAGCGGCAAAGUCAAGGAAACCAGCUUUGAUGUACAGAACAACAUGCGAAAGCUUGAGGAGACGUGGGCAUCCCGCGCAGCCUGCAAGCAGCGACGUGGUCGAGCUGGUCGUGUCCAAGAAGGCCAAUGUUACAAGCUCUUUACGCAGAAAUUGGAGCAGCAGAUGCCUGAGCGACCAGAGCCUGAGAUCCGACGUGUUCCUUUGGAGCAGCUGUGUCUUUCAGUCCGUGCCAUGGGCAUGAGAGAUGUUGCUGGAUUCCUUGGACGAUCCCCUACACCGCCUGACGCCACAGCUAUUGAUGGCGCCAUGAGGCUCUUGCAGCGCAUGGGAGCCCUCGAUGGUGAUGAGUUGACUGCUAUGGGUCAGCAACUCGCCAUGCUACCUGCUGAUCUCAGAUGUGGCAAGCUGAUGGUAUUCGGUGCCAUCUUUGGCUGCUUGGAUGAUUGCGUGACGAUUGCUGCGAUCCUGAGCACAAGAAGUCCGUUUGUGUCGCCACAAGAGAGGAGAGAUGAGGCCAAGGAAGCCCGAAUGAUAUUCUACAGCGGUGAUGGUGAUCUCUUGACCGAUCUCCAUGCUUUCCAGGAGUGGGAUGCCAUGAUGCAGGACCGUAUACCCCAGCGCCAUGUUCGGUCUUGGUGCGAGGAGCACUUUCUCAACUUCCAGACCUUGUCUGACAUCUCCAACACGAAAGCACAGUACUACACGGCCCUUGGAGAGAUUGGCAUCGUCCCGCCUUCAGAAGCCACGAGCGAAGCCCACGGUCGCGGUGUUGGCUCUGACUCUCCUCAACUCCUGCGAGCUCUUGUGGCAGCAGCCUUUACGCCUCAGAUCGCAAGGAUCCAGUAUCCUGACAAGAAGUUUGCCAGCUCCAUGUCGGGUGCUGUUGAGUUGGAUCCUGAGGCGAGGUCGAUCAAGUACUUUAACCAGGAGAACGGGCGAGUAUUUGUGCAUCCCAGCAGCACUCUGUUUGGGAGCCAGGGCUUCUCGGGUAAUGCGGCGUAUAUGGCGUACUUUACCCUCAUUUCGACAAGUAAGAUCUUUAUCCGGGAUCUAACGCCAUUCAACGCCUAUACACUCCUUCUCUUCUCAGGCCCCAUCGAACUCGACACCCUAGGCAGAGGACUCCUCGUAGACGGAUGGCUACGACUCAGAGGCUGGGCCCGUAUCGGAGUGUUGCUUGCCAGACUGAGGGGCAUGGUAGACGAGCUGAUUGCCAAGAAGGUUGAGAAUCCUGAGUUGAGUUUGAAGGAUGAGGAGGUGAUUACGCUUGUGAGGAAGAUGAUUGAGCUUGAUGGGUUGGAUGCUUAG
Messenger RNA from Fusarium vanettenii 77-13-4, 4050 nucleotides. RefSeq lists its product as uncharacterized. The record is from RefSeq and is a predicted model, not a curated record. The transcript has 2 exons. The coding region runs from base 1 to 4050 and encodes 1349 amino acids. Gene Ontology annotation, cellular component: intracellular anatomical structure. Gene Ontology annotation, molecular function: ATP binding; RNA binding; protein binding. Lineage: Eukaryota; Fungi; Ascomycota; Sordariomycetes; Hypocreales; Nectriaceae.